ACUCCUUAUAUAUAUAUACUCCUCACAAACAUUGCUUUAGUGAUUGAUUGGCACUAUGAAGUCCUAUAUUGUGGCCUUGGUUCUUACCAUCUUUAUUUAUAGCUUUGGUGCCAAUGCUGCUGAUGAUAGUAAUUUGGGAGCUUCAUUCAUAUUUGGGGAUUCACUAGUUGAUGCUGGAAACAACAAUUAUCUAUCAACAUUGUCUAGGGCCAACAUAAAACCAAAUGGAAUAGAUUUCAAGGCAUCUGGCGGAAACCCUACUGGCCGAUUCACUAAUGGGAGAACCAUUGGUGAUAUUGUAGGUGAAGAACUGGGAAUACCAAACUAUGCUGUCCCAUUUUUGGCUCCAAAUGCUACUGGAAAAACUAUACUUUAUGGUGUGAAUUAUGCUUCAGGAGGAGGAGGGAUUAUGAAUGCAACUGGAAGAAUAUUUGUUAAUAGGCUAGGCAUGGAUGUUCAAGUUGACUACUUCAACAUUACCAGAAGACAAUUUGAUCAACUCUUGGGGGCAUCACAGGCCAGGGACUACAUUAUGAAGAAAUCCAUAUUUUCAAUCACUAUUGGAGCAAAUGAUUUUCUGAACAACUAUCUCCUUCCAGUACUCUCCGUUGGAGCAAGAAUUUCCGAAAGUCCGGAUGCUUUCGUCGAUGAUAUGCUAUCCCACUUAAGAAACCAACUCACUAGGAUGUAUCAGUUGGAUGCUCGGAAAUUCGUCAUUGGAAACGUUGGACCGAUAGGCUGCAUACCUUACCAGAAGACAAUAAACCAAUUAGACGAAAAUGAAUGUGUGAGUUUGGCUAAUCAGCUGGCAACACAGUACAAUGGGAAGUUGAAGGAUUUACUAGCACAACUCAAUGACAACCUUCCUGGAGCAACCUUUAUUUUGGCCAAUGUGUAUGAUCUAGUCAUGGAACUCAUUAGAAACUAUAACAAAUAUGGAUUUAUAACUGCAAGCAGAGCUUGCUGUGGAAAUGGAGGUCAAUUCGCGGGGAUAAUCCCUUGUGGACCGACGUCUAGUAUGUGCCAGGAUCGAGCAAAGCAUGUGUUUUGGGAUCCUUAUCAUCCAAGUGAGGCUGCAAAUAUUAUAAUUGCUAAGCAACUGCUUGAUGGGGGGAAACAAUACAUAUCUCCCAUGAAUCUCAGACAACUUAGAGACCUUUGAUUGUACCCGUUUCGAGCUGUUCCGGUGAAUCUCAUUGUCUUGUUUGAUUGUUUGUUGCAGCAAGAAUUGUUAAUGCAGUGAUGCUUGUGCCAUAUUAAGAAUAAAUAUCAUAAUCACAAGUUCCUUUAUC
Messenger RNA from Tripterygium wilfordii, 1292 nucleotides. Its product is annotated as GDSL esterase/lipase At2g23540. Gene Ontology annotation, molecular function: hydrolase activity, acting on ester bonds. The record is from RefSeq and is a predicted model, not a curated record. The transcript has 5 exons. Lineage: Eukaryota; Viridiplantae; Streptophyta; Magnoliopsida; Celastrales; Celastraceae. The coding region runs from base 56 to 1162 and encodes 368 amino acids.